GGGGGCGCUAGACUCCCCUGAAGGUGGGUUUGCUAUCUUGCCAGCGGAGUGUGAAAGCCAGUUCAGCUCCUGAACCCCACAAUUGUUCAACAGGAUUUUGGGGCCUGACCGGUUUCAGAAGACAGAAUCUGGACGACUAGGACAUUUUCUUUCGGCACUCAUAUGACAGCGGCACCAGCAUUGUGUCUGGUUUAAGCAGGCGAGCUCUUCAAACCCAGGCCACGGGCAAGUAUGAAGCCUGAACACAGAACGAUAGCCACAAGACAGUGGACCAGGAUGCCAUGGCCUACCACACUAGGUCUACAGCCAAGAAGAAGAGGACGUCUCUGAGGAGGAUGAGCACACCAUCCUUCCAGAAGCGGAGGAGGAGGAGACCUUCUCCCCAGGCCCUGGGGACAUUGUGGGCUGCAGAAUUUCUCACGGAUGGAAGGAAGGUGAUGCGCCUGUCACCCAAUGGAAGGCCAUCCUUCUAGAUCAACUGCCAACAAAUCCCUCUCUCUAUCUGUUCAAGUAUGAUGGAAUUGACUGUGUCUAUUUACUGGCACUUCACAGCGAUGAGAGGAUUUUAAAGCUUAAGGUCUUGCCUCACAAAGUAGUGUUUUCUCAAGUGAAAGACGCCCAUCUCGCUAGUGCCUGGUUGGCCGAGCUGUGGAGCAUAAAUUUAGGGCAAACAUGGCUCUAAGGACAACUGGAGGGGGGUGGUCCUAGCCCAGGUGCCGAUCAUGAAGGACUGGUUUUACAUCACCUAUGAGAAAGAUCCAGUCCUAUACAUCUACCAGCUCCUGGAUGAUUACACAGAAGGUAACCUCCGUAUCAUUCCAGUGAUUCCUCCAGCACACGUGAAGUCAGACUUUGACAGCGACAUUUUCACAGGUCAAUGUGUGCAGUUCACCAGAAGCGACUGGUCCAAAAAGAUCGGCAAAGUCAUUUACCAAGUUCCAGCCAAGCCUUCCGCGUACUUCAUCAAGUUUGAUGGUGACGUCAACAUCUACUUCUAUGAUCUGGUGGAAAAGAUCCGUUAAGGUGAAAUUCACAAAGUGUGGGGGACAUAGAUGGGGAAUUUAUAGGAUUGGGGGAAAAUGGUUGUUUUUCUGUGUUUCAGAUACCCAAGGGCCUUUGACAACUCCAGUAUCUUUUCCAGUGGAAUUUGUUUUUCCUCUAAAAAUUAAAAUGUGCGAUGU
Messenger RNA from Rattus norvegicus (Norway rat), 1181 nucleotides. Lineage: Eukaryota; Metazoa; Chordata; Mammalia; Rodentia; Muridae. The record is from RefSeq and is a predicted model, not a curated record.